AUGCCUAAACCAGCCUUAGGAACCAUCCCUAAGAUUCCUACGCCCACGGCGAAGUCCACGGGCAAGACCACUAGGAAGCCCACCAAUAAGUCAACAUCCAAGGCAUCUACCAUCAAGAGAACCAAGAAACCUUCCACAACCAAAUCCAAACAAUCUCGACUCCCGAUCCCCAAAACCACCACCUUGGAAGGCAUCUUCUCCCAAUCCCAGCCCACAAAACGACUUUCCAUGUUCGAAGAGGACGAUGGGUUCAUCUACAAGCGGUCCCAGGAUAUUCAGGACGUCCACGGAGUCAAUGACAACCACGGAGUCCACGAUACCCACCACCAAGGACCAACCAGGAAACUCAAAACCGUGUCUACGCCUAUCUCCAACCUCAAUAAGGCCUUAGAUAGCCUCAGUUCCCCCAAUUACGUGGAACACUUUGAUUUUGAUACGUCGACAAAGAAGGUGGGCAAGUUAUCGUCCCCCAUACGACCAAGGUACGACCAAAAGUAUGAUAGUUCGUCUGAUGAUUACAUCGAACAGGUUUCCCACCACACCAUCGACCUCAUGGAUGAUACCUCCCAUGCAAAGAAGCACAAACCUAACGACAGAAGGUCAUCGUACUUGAAUCGGGGCAAACGUCUUCUGUCUAUUGGUAACGGCUUGGAAGGUGUCCCUCAUGAAGAUGUCCCAUCACGUGACUUCUUCAAACUUCUCGAUACGUCACUUCCUGAACCUCAUAGAAUGAAACAGCUUCUUGUUUGGUGCAUUGAUAGGAAGCUUAAGGCCACAGAUAAGUCAGGCAUGCGGUCGGCCAUGUCCGAUAACAUUAAUACCUACCAGGUAGCUGAAGUGAUCAAAAAGGAGGUUCUUACAGACUUGAAGAAUGGUGAUAUUAACACCAGCUGGUACAACAAAUCACCAGAAGAUUCCUCUCAGGGGAUUCUUGGUACCAAGGAGAUCUUACUUCCUAAUCCUUUGAACCAAGCUACUCAAGAUAACAUCAAAAAGUUUAAUAAUGAAAUCAGAGCUUUGAAAAGAGAGAAAGUUGAAUGGCAGAAAGUGUUUGAUCAACAAAUAAAACCAUUAAAUGGGUUUGUGGAUUUUAAAUCUGGAAUCCACAAAGAUGAAAUCCACAAAAAUGAAAACCACAAAGAGAAAUUUCUUUUGUACUUUAAACACAAAAACAAAUUCGAUCAAUAUAAACAAAUUCUUGAUGAGUCUUUGGUGAAUGAUUUAGAACGUACACAAAAUGAAAUCAUUUCCAAAUACCUGAAUAAAGCUGAAUCUUCUAUCAAUGAAUUAUUCAACUUGACUCACAAACUACUGAAAAUGAAUGAAAUUGUGGAUCAUUAUAAGAAUAGAGUUCUUACACCAAAAAUUGAAGAACUCUCCACCAGUUUCUUCAAUAAGUCAAAGGUUGAAUCCUCAGGUGAGGGUAUAUGGCCACCUCAUAAGACUUUGGUAUUGAAGGAUAUCCUUAAUGGAAUGGUUCGAUUAGAUGAACCACAGACAUAA
This is a messenger RNA of Yamadazyma jaroonii, 1503 nucleotides long. The record is from the annotation of a GenBank genome assembly. NCBI's taxonomy places the organism in Eukaryota, Fungi, Ascomycota, Pichiomycetes, Serinales, Debaryomycetaceae.